AUGCCGAUGCGAAUUCGGUUUGCGAUGCAUGGGGUCCGUAACCGUCGAAUUCUCCAUCUCGUUGCCAUAAAUCAACGCAAGGCGCGGAAUGCCAAGCCUGCAGAGCUGUUGGGCAUCUAUGACCCAAAUCUGCGUCCUGGGCAAGACGAGAAAAAGGUUGAAUGGAGCGUGGACAGGAUACGGUACUGGCUCAGUGUAGGCGCAGUACCCAGCAAAUCAGUGGUCAAGCUGUUGGAAGCAGGAAAGAUACUGUCACCAGAUUCUCCAUACUCGACAGCCGCCCGCCUCCAACCCGGAUAUCCUGUUACACCGGAGGUUCCCAUAUCGUCCGAGUCGACGCCGGAGAUGACAGCAGAGACGACGCCGGCUGCAGAGGCGACCUCGUGA
Guyanagaster necrorhizus is the source of this 387-nucleotide messenger RNA. RefSeq names its product ribosomal protein S16. Gene Ontology annotation, cellular component: mitochondrial small ribosomal subunit; ribosome. Gene Ontology annotation, biological process: mitochondrial translation. The record is from RefSeq and is a predicted model, not a curated record. Bases 1 to 387 code for a protein of 128 amino acids. The transcript has 2 exons. Gene Ontology annotation, molecular function: structural constituent of ribosome. Lineage: Eukaryota; Fungi; Basidiomycota; Agaricomycetes; Agaricales; Physalacriaceae.